Molecule: messenger RNA, 1318 nt
Organism: Phlebotomus argentipes
Lineage: Eukaryota; Metazoa; Arthropoda; Insecta; Diptera; Psychodidae
Product: probable ATP-dependent RNA helicase DDX46
Exons: 3
Coding region: 303-1175 (290 amino acids)
Molecular function (GO): 5'-3' exonuclease activity; 3'-5' exonuclease activity
Source: RefSeq, a predicted model, not a curated record
UUCGAAAAGCCGAAGUUUGACAGUGAAAAUCAAUGACAAAGAGCGGCCAUUUUGCGUUUUCCAGCAGGAGAGUUUCUCGAUUGGGAAAAGUGUGAUUUGGUGUUGAAGAAGCAGGAAGCUCUCAAAGGUGCCCAAAAAUUGCCAUAUCCUCCCUUGGAUGUGUGUGUUCUCCAUCAACGUAUCGUCGUAUGGUCAUCUUCCGCCCUCACAAAAUCAUUGUUGUCGGCGGGUAAACAUUUAGAGAGAGAGAGAGAGACAGGACAGAAUACACACAGGAGGGAUUGAAGAGUGGGUGAGUGACGAUGUCGCAUGAGGCAUCCGACUACAGACGCUCGUCCGGAUCGCGAUAUCGCGAGAGGGACGAGAAAGACAGCUACCGAAGGAGCCGACACCGCGAGGACAGUCGCCGGAGUGAGAAAUACCAUCACCAUGAGGAGCGGAAGGGUCGAUAUUCCUACAGUAGUAGGCGAAGAUCCCCGUCUGAUGACUAUCGUGAGAGGCGCCGCGAUAGAUCACGAGACCGUUAUCGCUACAGUGUCUCCCGCUCGCGCUCGAGAUCACGCUCCAGAGACUAUCGGCGUCGUCGCAAGGACAGCUACAGUCCCGCUGAGAAUCCACCGUCGCCUCCGAAGUUCUCCCGGGCGGAUUCGCGCGAGAGUAGCGAAGAUGACGCUUUGCAGAGUGUCGAACAGCGUCCUGGAGAGUUUGGCGAACGCAACAGCCAGGCUGCUGAUGACCUUUCCGAGGAGUACUUCGAAGAUAUUGAGGCAAACAAAGAGAAAAUCCAUCAGGCCAUGGAGGAGCGCCUGAGACAACAUCUGGCCGCGCAGGGGAAGGUGUAUCCACCUCCAAAGCCUGAGCCACAGCAAACAACCAUGUUUGCCAAUGACGGCUCCUUUAUGGAGAUGUUUAAGCGCAUGCAGGAGCAGCAGAAGACAGAGCAAGCUAGUGGGAGUGGAACGUCGGGGGUGAAGAAGGCUCCGGCUCCACUGUUCGGGAAGCGCCGCGGUGGCAAGAUCCUCAAGACGGGCAUUGUGGAGAAGAAGAAACCCGUCGAGGAGGCCACGCCGGCGCCUGGGUCCGCCGAUGCCUGGACGCUCUACAUGGCGGAAGUGAAGAAAUACAAGAACUUCUCAUGUGAUAUCGACAACAACUCGCGACCACUCGUCAAGUGAAUCGACAGAAUGUCUGCAAAUGGCAAAUACUGCAAUUUAUCAAAUUCAUCCUCUAGCGAUUGUCUCAUUUAUUCUGUAGGCGAGAGAGAGAGAGAGAGAAAGAGAGCCACUAAGGCGGCUCGAUAUUCUCUUAUUAUUUUUUU